AUGAGUGGUACAAAUCAAAACCAACCUCCACCACAGCAGUUUAAUUUGCUUCCAAAGAUCAUUAAUGGCGGUAUAGCUGGUAUCAUCGGCGUGUCUGUCGUAUUCCCAUUGGAUUUGGUCAAAACACGACUUCAGAACCAAACGGUCGGCCCAAAUGGAGAAAAACAGUAUAAGAACAUGCUGGAUUGCUUCCGGCAGACUUACCGGGCGGAAGGUUACUUCGGUAUGUACCGAGGUUCAGCUGUGAACAUCUUACUGAUCACGCCCGAGAAGGCCAUCAAGCUAGCAGCCAACGAUAUGUUCAGAUAUCACCUAACCUUGCCUGACGGGUCGUUACCAAUAAUACGUCAGAUGGCCGCCGGUGCACUGGCUGGCGCGUGUCAGAUAGUCGUAACUACUCCAAUGGAACUGUUAAAGAUUCAGAUGCAAGACGCUGGCAGACUCGCGGCCCAAGCAAAGGCUGAGGGUAGAAAGUUUGAGCGUAUCACGGCCAUGCAACUGACGCGUAAAUUACUGGCCGAGAGGGGAAUCUUCGGUCUGUACAAGGGUAUCACAGCGACAGCGGCCAGAGACGUUUCCUUCAGUAUAGUGUAUUUCCCACUAUUCGCGACCCUAAACGACCUAGGGCCGAGGGAGAAUAAGGCGGACCCACCGCCGUUCUGGUGGUCGUUCAUAUCCGGUUGUUCAGCCGGGUCCAUAGCGGCGUUGUUUGUGAACCCGCUGGAUGUGGUCAAGACACGCAUGCAGACCAUCGCUAAAGGAAGCAAUGAGAGGCAGUACUCGUCCAUCUUGGACUGCAUCACAAAAACCUUAACCCAAGAAGGUCCGACGGCAUUCUUCAAAGGCGGCGCCUGUCGUAUGAUAGUCAUCGCGCCACUAUUCGGCAUAGCUCAAAGUAUUUACUACAUAGGCCUAGCUGAAAACUAUUUGGGAAUAAAAUAA
Messenger RNA from Danaus chrysippus (African queen), 942 nucleotides. The record is from the annotation of a GenBank genome assembly. Lineage: Eukaryota; Metazoa; Arthropoda; Insecta; Lepidoptera; Nymphalidae.